GGCCCUCCCCCUGCCCCCCGCCGGCCCCGCGGCCGCCGCCGCCGCCGCUACCGGAGGCGCAGGAGCCUCGCGAUAGUGUUUGCUUUGGCGGCGCGUGACGCCGCCGCCGCCGCCGCCGCCGCCACUGCCGCCGCCCGUAACUGAUGCAGAGGUUACCCCGCCGCCUCAGCCGCCACCCACCGCCCGCCACCGCCCGGGCGACGCCGGAGCCCGACGCACUGCAGAGGUGCCGGCGGGUUCCGCCCGCGGAAGUGGCCUCGGUCGGCGCGGUCCGCGCUCCGCCUGCGCUCCGGCCCCGGCCCUGCGGCCCCGGCCCCUUGCCUCCCCUCGGCGCUGCCCUCCCCGCCCGCCCUCCGCCCGGCGCGCUCCCUCGGCGGCGCGGCGCUCCCCUACCAGCCCUCGCGCCCGCGCUCGCCCUCAGCGCGGCCCCCGCCAUGACGGAGGCGGGUGCCGGUGCCGCCGCCGCCGUCGCAGGGGGGGAGUCGGGCUCCCAGAAAGUAGCUUGAUGAGUGUCCAAAGUAGCAGUGGAAGUUUGGAGGGGCCGCCAUCUUGGUCCCGGCUCUCCACGUCUCCAACCCCGGGCUCGGCGGCGGCGGCCAGGUCCCUGCUGAAUCACACGCCGCCAUCCGGGAGGCCCAGGGAAGGUGCAAUGGAUGAGCUUCACAGUCUGGAUCCAAGAAGGCAAGAAUUACUGGAAGCGAGGUUCACUGGAGUUGCUACUGGGAGCACCGGAAGCACCGGGAGUUGCAGUGUUGGAGCAAAAGCUUCAACAAAUAAUGAAAGUUCUAAUCACAGUUUUGGAAGCUUAGGAUCUCUAAGUGACAAAGAAUCAGAGACACCAGAGAAGAAACAAUCUGAGUCAUCAAGGGGAAGAAAGAGAAAAGCAGAAAGUCAGAAUGAAAGUAGUCAGGGAAAAAGUAUUGGGGGACGUGGCCACAAGAUUAGCGACUAUUUUGAAUACCAAGGUGGAAAUGGCUCGAGUCCAGUAAGAGGCAUACCUCCAGCAAUCCGUUCUCCGCAAAACUCACACUCACAUUCCACUCCUUCCUCAUCUGUUCGACCGAAUAGCCCUUCUCCUACUGCAUUAGCUUUCGGGGACCACCCUGUUGUACAACCAAAGCAGUUAUCCUUUAAGAUCACUCAAACUGAUCUUACAAUGCUGAAAUUGGCAGCAUUAGAAAGUACUAAAAAUCAGGACCUGGAAAAGAAGGAAGGUCGGAUAGAUGAUUUGCUCAGGGCCAACUGUGAUCUCAGGCGGCAAAUAGAUGAUCAACAGAAAUUACUUGAAAAAUACAAAGAACGAUUAAAUAAGUGCAUAUCUAUGAGCAAGAAACUACUUAUUGAAAAGAGUACACAAGAAAAAUUGUCAAGCAGAGAGAAGAGUAUGCAAGAUCGGUUGCGCCUUGGGCAUAUUGAACGGCAAAGAAAACUUCUAGCCAAACGCAAACCUCCCACAGCUAAUAAUUCUCAGGCACCUGCUACCAAUUCUGAACCAAAACAAAGAAAAAACAAGGCAGUCAAUGGAGCGGAAAAUGAUCCCUUUGUUAGGCCAAAUUUACCACAACUGCUGACUCUGGCAGAAUAUCAUGAACAAGAGGAAAUUUUUAAACUUAGACUAGGACAUCUCAAAAAGGAAGAGGCUGAAAUCCAGGCAGAACUGGAGCGUUUGGAAAGGGUCCGGAACCUUCACAUCCGAGAGCUUAAGAGAAUAAACAAUGAGGAUAAUUCACAGUUCAAAGAUCAUCCAACGUUAAAUGAAAGAUACUUAUUACUUCACCUGCUUGGAAGAGGUGGCUUUAGUGAAGUCUAUAAGGCGUUUGACUUAUAUGAGCAAAGAUAUGCUGCUGUGAAGAUCCACCAGCUUAAUAAAAGCUGGAGAAUGGAUGAUGAUAGUUAUGGUGUUGAUGGGAUGGAUCUGACUUCCCAAGGGGCAGGCACUUACUGGUAUUUACCUCCUGAGUGCUUUGUAGUUGGAAAAGAGCCACCGAAGAUCUCCAACAAGGUUGAUGUGUGGUCGGUUGGGGUCAUCUUCUUCCAGUGCCUCUACGGUAGAAAACCAUUUGGUCACAAUCAAUCUCAACAAGACAUUCUACAGGAAAACACAAUACUAAAAGCUACAGAAGUCCAGUUCCCUGUAAAACCAGUUGUAAGCAGUGAAGCCAAGGCCUUCAUAAGACGCUGUUUAGCUUACCGAAAAGAAGAUCGAUUUGAUGUGCACCAGCUGGCAAAUGACCCAUACCUUCUGCCACACAUGAGAAGAUCAAAUUCUUCAGGAAACCUACAUAUGUCUGGGCUGACAGCAACUCCUACACCUCCUUCUUCAAGCAUAAUUACUUACUGACUCCUCUAAGAUUGGCAUGAUCUCUUCUCUUUGAUUGACUUCCAGAUGCAUACUUGAAUUUGAGUGCAUUUGAGUGUUUAUGGUUUUUUUUUUUUUUUUUUUUACAUUGGACAUGGUUAAGAAGAGUUUGUGAACUAAAGCUCUCCAUGGAAUCCUUUGUGUGAGAAUGGAUCAUGGACAGUGACUAAGAACACACUAACUCCUCACUGCCCUGGAGCAGCACAAAACAGGAAUACCAUGUUACAGUAGAACAAGGGGACUCUGUAAAUAACGUUUAUAAUACUUAAAUAUAUUUGAUUGUUACCAGAGAGUUGUAAUAUGAAGGGUAGUUUUUCAUUAUUUAAGAACACACAGAAAAAUGAUGAGACAUUUGUAACACGGGAGCUACAGUGCCUGGUACAGCGUCAGCACUCGGCAGCUGAUCUACAGAAACCAAAGCGAGAACUGAGUGACAGCAGCCGCUGUGUUUUAUAACAAAAUGUUAGAGUUAGGGUCUUUGGAGAGUUGGAGACUUUGUCAUUUGCCUAUUCUGGCUUUUACCAAGUUGUACCUCGAAAUCACAUGUCAGUGGUCCGCCGCCCUACCCCCACCUCCACCCCUCUUAACUGGUUGUGUUAAAGGCGAGCUGUCAUUUCUGGACACUUUAUACGUUUAACACAAAGAGCUGCCUAUUUCAAAUCAGUUGAAGUUACUAAAUGAUAGUAUUUCCAGGGCUUUCAGAGGUUUAGAAUUAGCAGGCAUUUUUCUUUUGUUUCCAGGCCUAGUUCAUUAAAACAGGAGACUGUGUAACCAGAAGCAGGCCAAUUGUACGCAGGAUGAUGAUGAGUUCCCUUCUGGCUCUAUUGUAAACUACUGUACAGAUGUCGGUUACAAUUACUGAGUUUCAGCAGCUUAUUCUUGUACAAAUGUUUAAAAAUACGGCUUUUCUAAUUGGAUAUUGUAUUUUUUUUAAGUCUUCUUGAAGGCGCUUUAAUUGCUGCUAAAUGAUAUUGCUUUUUUGCUAUAAAAAAUUGAAUGACCUUGAAGGCACAAGUUGACUGUACAUCAUAGAGAGAUAUUAAAAGCAGGCACUCAUUAACAAUCAAGGCAUGUACAAUGAUCCAUGUUGGGCAUAUUGAGUUCUUUAAAUCAGAUUUUUAGGUUCUAGAGCUGUGGAACACAUAGAAACUAGAUUUAUAAAUUGUUCAUGGUUAUUCUACAUUUCUAGAAAGUUCUUAGCAUCAAGGUGGGAUGAUAGUCCCAUAGAAUGUUUCUUGUGGUUGUACAGAUUCGUUAAAAUGUGAACAUUUUCUAACUGCCUUGUGUGGUAGAAAUCAAUAUUUUCUUGGGAUGCUGUAUUUCAUUCUUGUAAGGAUUUUUUUCUUUAUUGUCACAUUCAUAAUGCUGAGACUUACAUGUAAGUUGUCCAUGGUGCAGAAAACAGGCUAUCCCUGCCAGACGCCCCUUAACAUGUACAGUUAAACUGUGGCUCUUACCUGGUGUUGCAAGCCAUUUUGUUUGUUUUUUUCAUUGUACAUAGACACAUUGUCUGUUUAAGAUGCUGCUGGAAUUAUAGAGAAUGUAGCCAAACAGUAAUAAACAAUGACAGUAAAAAUGUAAA
Messenger RNA from Mastomys coucha (southern multimammate mouse), 3941 nucleotides. It is a transcript of the gene Tlk1, whose product is annotated as tousled like kinase 1. Gene Ontology annotation, molecular function: ATP binding; protein serine/threonine kinase activity. The record is from RefSeq and is a predicted model, not a curated record. NCBI's taxonomy places the organism in Eukaryota, Metazoa, Chordata, Mammalia, Rodentia, Muridae. Gene Ontology annotation, biological process: peptidyl-serine phosphorylation; intracellular signal transduction; chromosome segregation. Bases 506 to 2341 code for a protein of 611 amino acids. Gene Ontology annotation, cellular component: nucleus. The transcript is spliced from 19 exons.